AUGCAUCAGAGGCUCCUUAUAUAUAUUCUCUCUACAUCUUUUUUUUGGACAUAUGUGCUGUCGUGUGAUAUCCGUGAGCUCCCAGCAGCUCGACUACCAGGCGAUAUAAUGAUAGGAGGGAUCUUUCCCAUUCACGAAGGGGUUGCUAACUUGUUAAACCAUUCAUAUACUGAUGACUUCAUCUGUACAAGGAUUGGAAUAGAGCGCAUGAUUGAAGCCCUUGCUAUGAUAUACACAAUAGAAAAAAUUAAUAAUUUAACACUUUUACCAGGAAUUACAUUGGGCUAUGAAAUUUAUGACUCUUGCGCUGAUGUCUUGAAAGCCACUCAAGCAACAAUGAGGUUAAUUUCAGAGACUGCUAACAUAAACAGCUCCUGCAGCAACACAGAGAUCAUACCUACUGUCAAAGCUGUUAUUGGAGAAGUAUUUUCAGAAAUGUCUAUCGCUGUUUCCAGAAUUCUCAGCAUCCAUUUUAUUCCCCAGAUAAGUCCUGCAUCAACUGCUUCUGUACUCAGUGACAAAGUAAAAUUUCCUUCCUUUUUGAGGACUGUGCCAAGCGAUACACAUCAAACACAAGCAAUUGCUAAACUGAUCAAAGCGUUUGAUUGGGACUGGGUUGGUAUAAUUUCAAGUGAUGAUGACUAUGGGCAUUCUGCAUUAAGUUUUCUGAACACUUGCUUAAAGGAAGAACACAUUUGUAUAGCAUUUUCCAAAUCUAUACCUUCCUAUGUAGAUCAUCCUUCAUUGCCGAAUUACCUUGAUGACAUACUUAAUGAAAUAAGUACUUGUUCUGCGAAUGUAGUGGUCGUUUUUGCGAAAGGUCCUAUUGUCAGGAAGCUUUUUGAAAAAGCUAUCAGAAGGAAAAUAUUUAGGACCUGGAUUGCUGGUGACAUCUGGAUAAACUCAAGAGAAGUUUCAAGUGUUGAAAACAUUGAAAAAGUUGGCACCAUUUUAGGAUUUAAUGCAAAAGUUGGUCAGAUUCAAGGGUUUACAGAAUACUUGGAAAACUUGCAGCCACCAGAUCAUGGAGUAUCAAAUACAUUCCUUGAAGAGUAUAAAGAUAUCAGAUUUGGAUGUACAGAGGAGUACAGAAAAUAUCUGGAAUGCAUGAAUUCAUCUUCAGUAAACUGUAGUUAUUAUCAUCCUGAAAUGCAAAAAUCUCCUUUAGCAUGCAGUGUGGAUAAUGUAUCUACGGCCAAUGAUGAUUAUUUAGUGAGAAAUGCUGAAUGGAGCACAGUAUACAGUACAGCUUUAGCUGUUACAGCCAUAGCCCAAGCCCUUGAAAAUAUUGUGUGCAAAAAUGUAACAUGUGAAAAGAACCUGGAAGUGUCACCACAUGAGCUACUUACUGAACUAAAGAACAUCACUUUCUACUACAAUGGUGAACCAUUUAAGUUUGAUCAAUCUGGCAACAUUAACAGUGGAUAUGAUCUAAUGCACUGGCAUACAAAGAAUAGUUCUACACAAUACCGCAUCAUUGGAAAAUAUGAUAUUCAAAAUAGUACUAUAGAUAUAAAAAAACAUCUGAUCUUGUGGCACACAGGCGAUAAUAUGGAACCUUUCUCAAAUUGUUCCAAACCAUGUUCCCCUGGUUAUUCCAAGAAACAUUCAUUAAUCAGCUGCUGUUAUGAAUGUGUUUUGUGCACAGAAGGAUACUACACACCUGCAGUUGAUAUGAAUGAAUGUUUGAAAUGUCCUCCCAAUAAAUGGUCAAACAACGGCAGCUCCCAUUGUAAUGAAAGGAAAAUUGAAUAUUUUGACUGGGAAAACACAUUUGCUGUCACUCUUAUGACUUUUGCUUUAUUUGGUUCACUGUUGGUUUUAAUAGCUGCAUUAUUGUUUAUAAAGUAUAAAGACACACCAGCAGUUAGAGCAGCAGGGGGAAAUUAUAGUUAUCUAAUGAUAAUAUCUUUGCUAUUUAGCCUGGCAAGCAUCUGGUUGUUCAUCGGUGAGCCCAGUAAUGCUAUCUGUCAGUUCAGACAACCUCUCUAUGGUAUCAGCUUCACCCUCUGUGUAUCUUGCAUAUUGAUCAAAUCUUUAAGAAUCAUUUUGGCAUUUGAGUUUGCCAACAAAUUGGUAAACAUAACUAAAUUAACUUACAAACCAAUAGUCAUUAUCACUGUACUAAGUGGUUUACAAAUUUGUAAUUGUAUACUAUGGCUAGCACUAAAAAGACCUUUCUAUAAACAGAUGUACACAAUACCUCAUCUAAUUGUUCUCCAGUGUGACGAAGGGUCCUAUAUCCCUUUUGGUAUAAUGUUGGGGUACAUUGCAUGUCUUGCAUUGACUUGUUUUAUUUUAGCCUAUAAAGGUAGGAAAUUACCAGAGAAAUAUAAUGAAGCCAGAAGUAUUGCAUUCAGCAUGUUCAUUUAUAUGUUUGUAUGGAUAAUCUUCAUCCCAGUGUAUAUGAAUACCAGUGGCAUGUACCUUUCAGCUGUGCAAAUCGUAGCCAUAUUGGCUUCAGUGUAUGGAGUUAUAUCCUGUCACCUUUUACCAGCAUGUUACAUUAUAUUGUUCAAAAGAAAAAGUAAUACUCGAGAACACUAUCUGGAGAGUAUCAGGAAAUUUUGCAUUCAUCAUGGACCAGAACUAAUUCAUUCACCAAAGUCAAGGCACAUGUCAGCUAAAGAAGACAUCAAUAUUGAUCAUGAGGUGGUUGAACAAAAUGAUGACCUGUCCCAAGCUGGCAUUCUGUAG
This is a messenger RNA of Pelobates fuscus (common spadefoot toad), 2697 nucleotides long. RefSeq names its product G-protein coupled receptor family C group 6 member A-like. The coding region runs from base 1 to 2697 and encodes 898 amino acids. Gene Ontology annotation, biological process: G protein-coupled receptor signaling pathway. The transcript has 7 exons. Gene Ontology annotation, molecular function: G protein-coupled receptor activity. The record is from RefSeq and is a predicted model, not a curated record. NCBI's taxonomy places the organism in Eukaryota, Metazoa, Chordata, Amphibia, Anura, Pelobatidae. Gene Ontology annotation, cellular component: plasma membrane.